AUGGAACGCUUGCAGUGUCAUGUUCAGAACUACGCUUGGGGUAAAAAGGGAUUGAACAGUGAAGUGGCACGAGUAUAUGUGGCUGGUCAUGACGUCCAGAUUGAUGACAACACGUCAUAUGCUGAGCUGUGGAUGGGUACACAUCCAGAUGGGCCUGCAAAGGUGAAAAAUACGAAUGUUGAACUGUCUAAACACAUUGCUGACACUGAGACUAGCGUUUACGAACGGACAAACAAGGAAACACAUCUACCAUUUAUAAUGAAACUGAUGAGCAUCGAUAAAACUUUAUCUAUUCAAGUACAUCCAACAAAGGAACAAGCUGCGAAACUAAAUGAUCGUGAUCCAAUUCAUUACCCAGACCGGAAUCAUAAACCAGAACUUGCCUAUGCAUUAACACGUUUUGAACUGCUUUGUGGUUUCCGACCAUCGACAGAAAUCUUGUCUUUUUUUCCAGCAUUUCCUGAAUUAAAGGAGUUGAUGGGAAUUGAGUCAACCCAUGCAUUCGAGGUACUUGUUAAGGCUGGCGUUGAGGCUGAACGAAGCGCAGCGAAAGCUGCGUUAGCCGAAUGCUUUAGGAAUCUGAUACACGCGAUAAAGUUUUUAUCGAUUUUAGAAAGAGGAUGCUUGACUGAGGAAACUGCGGCAGUUAUUAAAAAGAUGGCUCAAGAUUUUCCUGGUGAUGUUGGAUGCUUCUGUCCACUGAUUUUAAACCAUAUUAUUCUGCAGCCUGGUGAAUGUUGUUAUUAUGCGCCACAAGAACUUCACGCAUAUUUGUCAGGAGAGUGUGUGGAAUGUGUUGGAUGCUCAAAUAACACAAUUCGGGCAGCAUGUACACCAAAAUUUGUGGAUGUCGAUGCCCUAUGUGACACACUGAAUUAUCGUAUGGUUGAACCGUCAUAUUAUAUUGUUCCACCAAAAACAUUAAAAAGGUUUCCCUAUGUUGACGAAUAUGCACCUGACUGUAAAGAUUUUACCCUUCACCAAAUUAAGGUAAAUUUUUAUAUUAUGGUAAUUGUCGAGGGUAAAGGACGUAUUGAAAAUUUGUCAGAAAAAAGCACUAUCAAUAAAGAGUUAUCUGUUACACGAGGCGAUGUAAUUUAUAUUGCUCCGGAUACUCAGGUAUGCUUCACGCAAUGCUCGGCAAAUAUUUCGGCUUACAGAACUUUCAGUUAUGAAAAAGGACCUGAUCAUUCGGCUCGUAAUACAAUACCCACUGAAUUUCUUGUUGUGGAUGGCACAGCAGAAAUUUUUGAUUUAGAAACUGAAAUGGAUGGAAUUUGCUAA
Messenger RNA from Enterobius vermicularis (human pinworm), 1284 nucleotides. The record is from the annotation of a GenBank genome assembly. Lineage: Eukaryota; Metazoa; Nematoda; Chromadorea; Rhabditida; Oxyuridae.